AUGUUACCAAUUCCAAGAUAUCCAAUUCAACCACAACAACCUAAUGUUUCAGUAGUACAAAGUGGAUACGAACAACAUACAUAUUCUCAAAAAGAGAUUGAAGAAUUAAAUAAUGAAAAUUUAAAAUUACAACAUGAAAUUGAAAUGUUGCAAGAAGAAAUAAAGAAGUCAAAAGUUCAUCCAAUUAAUUUUACACCACCAAUUGCAAAAUUAGAAGUAAAUCCAAAAAUUUAUCGAUUUAGACCGUUUAUUAUAAAGUUGACAAUUAAUACAAGUUUUGGUAUUCAAUUUAGUGGAGAAGAAGUUCUUUCUGCUGUUACUAAAGCAAAGAUAAGAAAAGAGAAUGAUAUGUUUACAAAUAUUACUACAUGUUGGUGUUCAUCUAAUAAAGAAAUAGUUGAAAUUGGUGUUUCAAAUACUGGAACUAUUGGACCUUAUCAAACUGAUGAAGGAUUUGUUUAUAUUCUUGACCAAUGUAGAAGCCAUUGUACAAGUAGUAGAGAUCAUCAUCAUGGUAGAUUAGUAAUAGUUGUUGAUCAAUUACCAGGAAUACCACCAAUCCUUUCUAAUGGAUUUGAGUUAUGUGCUAGAGUUAAAGGAGAAAUACCAGAAGAUGGGAUUCCAUAUUCUAAAGACCAAAUUAUAACACCAGUUCCAAAUGUAAGAGAAAAACAUCGUGUUGAUUUACAAUAUGAUUCAGUUGAUUUAUUAUUUACAGCAGUAUUUGUAUUUGCAUCAUCAAUGACACAACAACAAGUAAUGGAAACAUUGAAUGAAAUUGUUUUAUUUUUAAAGAGUACAGAAGGGUAUAUUUCAAGUUAUUCAACAGAUUCAGCAGGAUUGUAUGUGUUAUAUUGUUAUUAUUCAACAUAUCCAUUAAGUUGUUCUGCAUCAGUACAACUCAAAGCAUAUCUUUCUAAUGAACAAAAAAAUUAUAUGAAUCAAGACCUUCAUUUGUCUGGUCAAAUGAGAUUAUUAGCAGUAAGUUUAUGA
Messenger RNA from Entamoeba dispar SAW760, 993 nucleotides. RefSeq lists its product as uncharacterized. The record is from RefSeq and is a predicted model, not a curated record. Bases 1 to 993 code for a protein of 330 amino acids. Lineage: Eukaryota; Evosea; Mastigamoebida; Endamoebidae. The transcript has a single exon.